This is a messenger RNA of Coccinella septempunctata (seven-spotted ladybird), 1307 nucleotides long. RefSeq names its product homeotic protein labial (gene Lab). Gene Ontology annotation, biological process: regulation of transcription by RNA polymerase II. The coding region runs from base 107 to 1174 and encodes 355 amino acids. Gene Ontology annotation, cellular component: nucleus. The transcript is spliced from 2 exons. Gene Ontology annotation, molecular function: DNA-binding transcription factor activity, RNA polymerase II-specific; RNA polymerase II cis-regulatory region sequence-specific DNA binding. The record is from RefSeq and is a predicted model, not a curated record. Lineage: Eukaryota; Metazoa; Arthropoda; Insecta; Coleoptera; Coccinellidae.
CAUCGACGGUCGCGACGAAAACUAUGUAGUUCUGUGUUACGGUCACGCGACUCUGUGGUGUGUCUAUAUAUAUGUGUAUAUAUAGAGGGGAUUUUGAGCAGUGAAAAUGAUGAUGAUGGAUGUUGGGAUGUACGGAAAUCAUCACGGAAGUUCUUAUAAUCCAGACCCUAAUUUCUUCGGGUACACUGACGCUUCGAAUCAACACGUAGCCCAUUACCCUCCGUAUCAGUACGAAGACCAGCAGUUCUUGUACCCCGCGAGCGACGUUUUAGACAGUCCGCCGUCACCGGUUGAACUCAACUACUACCCCCAACAAAUCCUCCCCGAAAACCCCAUAAUCAACACUGAUACAGGCCUAAGUUACACUAAUCUAGAUUACGGACAUUCCAACCCUGCGUUUCCUCCAAAUUACGAAUUACCUUACCAAAGGGGACCACAGGAUCACGUGAGACAUCACGAGGAGGUUACAGGUACCAACGGACAUGUUUACACCGGUGAAAAUAAGUAUCAUAUUGGACAUGAUGUGGCGUACCAUUCCCAUCUGGUGCCAUCUGGAAGCCCUCCGAACUCCUGCAUGGAGUACCAGCAUCUUCAGAGGUACAAGGAGGAAGUGGAUGGUGACAGGAUGAAAAAUCACCAUGUGCAUUCGAUGAAUCCAGUGCCGACGCAACAGCCAAGCUUGCCAACUUAUAAGUGGAUGCAGGUCAAGAGGAAUGUUCCCAAACCAACAGUUCCCAAAGUCCCAUCAACAAACAUGGCCGAUUUUCCUCUGUCAUCCGUAGCGUCCUCUCUUAUGGACUCGUCCAAUCCAGCCUCCAGGAGCUCCUGUCUUGGAUCCAACGCCUCCAGCAUGCUUGGGCUCAACUGUCUUAACACCGGAAGGACAAAUUUCACCAAUAAGCAGCUUACGGAGCUCGAGAAGGAGUUCCACUUCAACAAAUACCUGACCAGGGCUAGAAGAAUAGAGAUAGCGUCGGCGCUCCAACUGAACGAAACCCAAGUGAAGAUCUGGUUUCAGAACAGGAGGAUGAAGCAGAAGAAGAGGAUGAAAGAGGGUUUGAUACCCCCAGAUAGCUCUAGUAUGAGUGGUAGUAACAAUAAUUCCCCAGGGACUACGACCCUGUUACAGAACGAAAUAUCGGGGAGUAAUGACAACAGCCAAGAAUCGAAUUGAUGAAGACGGUACUUCUAUAAGUAGGUACUCAUCUGGUCUAUCAGCUUAAAUUAUAUAAUCUAAUGUUUGAAUCCUUACUAAUCGAACUAUAGUGUCAUCUCCAGGUUUUUUUGGCUCAACGUAAUUGUAAGGA